CUGUAAACUAUUAUUUUAUCAAAAGAAACAAUCUUUUUCUCUCGCCGUGCAGGUUUAUCACAAACCAAUUUCGUGUUCCUGUAACGCUCCUUUUGUUUUCAGUUUUUCCGAAAGCCUUUUCUGGGAAGGCGUUUUCUGCAGAAACUUUGUUUUUCUGCUGAGUUUUUCUUCUGUUUUUUGUGCGUUUCUUUGUCAGAGAUUCAGAAAGUCGCUGAGUAAAUAAGUUAAACAAUCCAUUUCAUCUUUUUGCAAUUUAAUGAACACCAAAAGAAUGUGACUUUUCACUGCAUAUAACUUGGGGAGGCUGUUUUUGCUAAAUGGUUUUCGUUUUCUCUCUUCAAUCUGAAGCAAAAAAUGGCUCUGCUCGAUCACUGAGUCCACCCGCCAUGGAUCAGGAAACUGGGGUUUGUCAGAACCAUAUAAAGAAACAAUCAUGGAGGACAAUUCUGACUCUGGCUUACCAGAGCCUCGGCGUCGUCUAUGGCGAUUUGAGCACUUCGCCUCUGUACGUUUACAAAAGCACAUUUGCUGAAGAUAUCGAGUACUCAGAGACCAACGAAGAAAUUUUCGGCGUCUUGUCCUUCGUAUUCUGGACUCUCACCCUCAUCCCCCUUCUCAAGUACGUGUUUAUUGUGCUCAAAGCAGACGACAAUGGCGAAGGAGGAACAUUCGCCUUGUACUCGCUGCUGUGUCGACACGCCCGAGUCAGCUCGCUGCCCAACAGCCAGUCUGCCGACGAGGAGCUCUCCGAUUACAAGAAGGAAAAAGCCGGGACGGCGCUGCAGUCGAGCUUCGGGUCGAGGUUGAAGUCGACUCUGGAGAGGCACAAGGUGCUGCAGAGAUUUUUGCUUGUUCUUGCUUUGAUUGGAACUUGCAUGGUGAUUGGUGACGGUGUUCUCACGCCGGCUAUUUCUGUUUUUUCUGCGGUUUCAGGGCUUGAGCUUUCCAUGUCCGAAAAGCAUCACAAAUAUGUAGAAGUUCCAAUUGCAUGCGUCAUUUUGAUAGGCCUGUUUGCACUUCAACAUUAUGGAACUCACAGGGUCGGGUUCUUGUUUGCUCCUAUAGUUCUGAUAUGGCUUCUAUGCAUCAGUGCGAUCGGUGUUUAUAAUAUACUUCACUUCAAUCCGAGUGUGUACAAAGCACUUUCUCCAUACUAUAUGUACAAAUUUUUAAAGAAAACUCAGAAAGGGGGCUGGAUGUCCCUUGGCGGAAUUCUGUUGUGUAUAACAGGUUCAGAAGCCAUGUUUGCUGAUCUUGGACACUUUACACAAUUGUCCAUUCAGAUUGCAUUCACCUCUUUGGUUUAUCCAGCUUUGGUUCUAGCAUAUAUGGGACAAGCUGCCUAUAUAUCUUCACAUCACAAUGUUGGGAAAAAUUCUCAGAUUGGAUUUUACCCAUCUGUACCAGAAAAAUUGAGAUGGCCCGUUCUGGUAAUAGCUGUACUUGCUGCCGUAGUAGGAAGCCAAGCUAUCAUCACUGGAACUUUCUCAAUCAUCAAGCAAUGUUCUGCCCUGGAUUGCUUCCCAAGAGUCAAAAUAGUCCAUACAUCAUCCAAAAUCCAUGGUCAAGUUUAUAUCCCGGAAAUCAAUUGGAUCUUGAUGGUGUUGUGCUUGGCUGUUACUAUUGGUUUUAGAGACACAAAGCGCAUGGGUAAUGCUUCAGGUUUUGCAGUUAUCUCAGUGAUGCUGGUCACCACGUGCUUAAUGUCCCUAGUUAUUGUCCUAUGCUGGCAGCAGAGUGUCUUUGUUGCAAUUGGCUUUGUGGUCUUUUUCGGCACAAUUGAAGCUCUUUACUUCUCAGCUUCUCUUGUAAAGUUUCCUGAAGGAGCCUGGGUUCCCGUUGCUCUUGCUCUCUGUUUUUUCUUCGUCAUGUACGUUUGGCACUACGGCACAAUUAAAAAGUACGAGUUUGAAGUCCAAAACAAGGUCUCCAUUAACUGGCUGCUUAGCCUUGGUCCCAGCCUUGGCAUUGUACGAGUCCGUGGGAUUGGCCUCAUUCACACCGAUCUUGUAUCUGGAAUUCCGGCAAUCUUCUCCCACUUUGUCACCAACCUUCCGGCCUUCCACCAGGUCCUAGUUUUCCUCUGCAUCAAAUCUGUCCCAGUCCCCCAUGUUAGACCCGAGGAACGGUUUCUAGUGGGUCAAAUUGGCCCAAAAGAGUAUCGGCUCUAUAGGUGCAUUGUGAGAUAUGGAUAUCGCGAUGUUCACAAAGAUGACAUGGAGUUUGAGAAUGAUCUUAUGUGUAGCAUAGCAGAGUUCAUACGCUCAGGAGGCACUGAAUUCACAGUUGCAGUUGAAGAUGCGGGCAAGGAAGAUGAUAAAAUGACGGUAGUUGGCACACGCUCCACUCAUGCGGAUGGGAUUCAGAUGAGCGAGGGCAUCAACGUGGAAAUGAGCCCAUCAGGGCAGAUAGAAAUAAGAUCUCCGCCAGUGGCUCAACGAAGGAAGAAGGUAAGAUUCAUUGUUCCGGAGAGUCCAAAGAUCAACACGGGCACAAGGGAGGAACUGCAGGAGCUAAUGGAAGCUCGGGAAGCUGGAAUAGUAUACAUAGUUGGGAACACAUACACGAAUGCAAAGAAAGGAUCUAGUUUCAUGAGAAGGUUUGCAAUCAACUACGGAUAUGAAUUCUUGAGAAGGAAUAGCAGGAAAUCCAGUUAUGCACUCAGUGUACCGCACGCGUCCGCGCUGGAGGUAGGGAUGAUUUACCAUGUAUGAUUCGGAUUACACGACGAAUUUAUAGGGCAAAUUGUACAUAUUGUAACACGACAGGUUGCAAAGGAUAUCCAGAAAUUCAGUCA
This is a messenger RNA of Pyrus x bretschneideri (Chinese white pear), 2797 nucleotides long. Its product is annotated as potassium transporter 6. The transcript has 8 exons. Gene Ontology annotation, biological process: potassium ion transmembrane transport. Gene Ontology annotation, cellular component: membrane. The record is from RefSeq and is a predicted model, not a curated record. Bases 318 to 2714 code for a protein of 798 amino acids. Lineage: Eukaryota; Viridiplantae; Streptophyta; Magnoliopsida; Rosales; Rosaceae. Gene Ontology annotation, molecular function: potassium ion transmembrane transporter activity.